AUGCUGGCUCCCAUUUGUCUACUUUUGUGCUUUAAUUUCGCCUUGCUCGCUUCAGCGUGCACUGAUCCUGGUUAUGACUGUCGCCCAGGCCAAAGCUGCUGGCCUUCCCUGUGUGAAUGGCAGCACUUGAAUGCGAGUGUUGAUGGCCAUCUCCACGAAACCGUUCCGAUUGCUGCUUCCUGCUAUAAGAACUCUAUCCAUUAUGACGCAGCGGCUUGCCAGGAAGUCGCAGGUUACUACGGCGACAGUAUUCGUCGAGGGAAGCAGUUUGGACAAACAUACUGGUUAAACUGGGAGACUUGCCGCAAUUAUGGUUGUGCGUUGCUCGAAUCAAAUCCAAAAGAGACCACGUAUGGCGAUUGCUCCAUUGGAAGGCUAGCAUCGUAUUACGUUGACGUUCGAAAUGCUUCUCACAUAUCGGCAGCGAUUCACUUUGCAACAGCCCACAACAUUCGCAUUAGUGUGAAAAACACAGGGCAUGACUUUUUGGGACGAUCCUCAGUGCCAAAUAGCCUCGCCAUCUGGACUCGCCAUCUCGAUACGCUUAAACUCUCUUCCAAAUUCACUGCAGACAGCUGUCCUUCGGCAAACGGCCAGAAUAUCGGCGAGCUGGGAGCUGGGGUGGUUGCGGGUGAUGCUUAUCGCUUCUUCAGCGGUCAUGGCAUGGAUAUCGCUGGUGGAUACGAACAGUCGGUCGGACUGGCCGGUGGCUUCGCCCAAGGUGGGGGAGUCGGGUCGUUCACGACUACUCAUGGACUGAUGGCCGAUACCGCCAUUGAGUUUGAGGUGGUGACUGCCGACGGUGAAGUGCGCAUUAUCAAUAAGUGCAAUGACCCGAAGUUGUUCUGGGCCAUGCGUGGAGGAGGAGGCGGCACAUUUGCAGUCCUCACCAAGUAUCGACUGCAAGUGUAUCCCUCGCUGCCAAUCCAUGUGUACACCUUUACCGCCAGUUUUACCGACAUAAGCAAUGGCACUAAUGCUACAGCCAGCGUUGCUCUUCGCGAGAUCCUUACUGCUCAUGCGGAGAAUCAAAUCGCAUGGUCAGCCCAGCUGGUUACGGGCCAAUUUGAAUACUUUCCCGAGAAAAUUGCCCUCAGCUUGGUGUUGCCGUUCCGUGACGAUGGUUCCAAGUUGAAGUCUGCAACCUUGUCAAUGGCGCAGUUCCUGAACAAUAGAACAGACCUGUCAAUAUCAGCAAAUAGCUAUGAUUCUUACGCGAAUUACGCAGAAUAUCUGUCCGUCACUGCGGCUAAUGCCAAGAUCACUGAGCCGUCAGGCAUCUUCUCCGUACUCGCAAGCCGACUUAUUCCUCGCAAGGUUUUUGCUGCUCCCAAUACAAUUGAAGAGCUGGUGGAAGGCGUGAUACAUGGGAUUUCAACGGCGCGAAGUCUUCUGAAACUUACAGGUACCCAGGUUGUUCUGGAAACUCCAGUUUCCAAUCCCGACCUGAAUCAAUCAUCAUCUGCUCAUCCAGCUUGGCGCGGCUCCCUUUGGCAUGUAAUCCACGUGGGCGAGUGGCUGGCACCAAUGGAGGACAAUGUUCUGCAACGUGCUGCCGAUGGAUUCUUGAAGAUGCUGGACCCCCUCAAGAGAUUAAGCCCUGGUGGUGGAGCCUACCUGAAUGAGGCUCAUUAUUUGGAACCGCAAUGGCAGCAAACCUAUUUUGGUUCAUUCUAUGACAAGCUCGCGAAGGUCAAGGAACAUUAUGACCCUACCCAUAUUUUUGAUUGCUGGAAGUGUGUUGGAUGGAGGGGUGAGCAAGAGUAG
This is a messenger RNA of Beauveria bassiana ARSEF 2860, 1767 nucleotides long. Its product is annotated as FAD binding domain-containing protein. NCBI's taxonomy places the organism in Eukaryota, Fungi, Ascomycota, Sordariomycetes, Hypocreales, Cordycipitaceae. The transcript has a single exon. The record is from RefSeq and is a predicted model, not a curated record. The coding region runs from base 1 to 1767 and encodes 588 amino acids. Gene Ontology annotation, molecular function: oxidoreductase activity; FAD binding.